Effrenium voratum is the source of this 636-nucleotide messenger RNA. Lineage: Eukaryota; Dinophyceae; Suessiales; Symbiodiniaceae. The record is from the annotation of a GenBank genome assembly.
AUGUGGAAGGAAUGGCUGCGGCGAGGCUUGCUGGCCUGGCAGUCUGCCAUGCGCUUGGCGCUGGCCCUAGGGCACCUGGCUGCGCCGGAGUGGAGGUUCGAGGCACUGCGAGGAGAUGUUCUUGCUGCGGGCUGCCACCUUCUUGGUCAAGGAGUGCCCAAAGUAGAAGAGGCCCUGCAGCAGGGUUCUUUGCCUCCUCAGUGGGGCCAAUUGCUGGGCACGGCUGGUGUGAUUGUGCCGGCAGGGCCCAGGAGCGGCAGCUCUGAUGUGGCCUCAGCGACGGAAGCAAACGAGGAGCAGCUUGCAGCAGCCGCAGAGGAGGCCUACUCGAAGGCGGUACACCUCGGCGGCGGAAGUGGUCCGCUGCUGCAGCUGGGCGAACUGCACCUGGAGCGCGCGCGCCGUGGUAGGCCAAUGGCUUUGGCCGCGGCCCACGCCUUCCAGGCAGCUGCUCGGGCGGGUGAAGGGGAGGAUCGUGCCACUGCCUGGUACAACUUGGCCUGUGUUGCGGGUCUAGCUGGGCAGCCUAUAGCAGCAGCCAAAGCCCUGAGGACGUGCCUGGGAAUUCUGAAGCCAGCGUGCCAUCAGAGUUGGAUCAAGGAAGCCCUUUCAGACACGGAGAUUUGCAGCAAGUAA